Owenia fusiformis is the source of this 1296-nucleotide messenger RNA. The record is from the annotation of a GenBank genome assembly. Lineage: Eukaryota; Metazoa; Annelida; Polychaeta; Sabellida; Oweniidae.
CUGAAAAAGAUUUGAUGACGUGAAUCAUAUGGCGACAGCCUUGGGUCAACGGAGAGAACUCCUGAGAUUUACUAGUAUAACAUCUCUCACUUUAGGAUUCACUAUGUAAUUAGUAGGUAAAUUUUACAUUUCGGUGUGCAGGGAAUAUUACUUAUGAUGCUCUUUUCGUUCAUUGUUUCACUGUGCUAUCCGGUGAUUGUUGCUUACCGAACCAUGGCACCCGUAGAUACAGAUGACCUGCUGCCUAACAUCUUGACUAAAACAGAUGAUGUUGAUACUGUUUGCGGACCUCUCUUAGACAAGGGCGAUCAGAGAUGUAAUGGGACGAAUCCAUCGACAAGAUGGUACUUUAUAAAGGCCCCGGUUAUCAGGCAUUACCCAGAAUUCACCUUGGUGCCCCAAUGUAGACCAUUCACAUACACCGGAUGUGGAGGAAAUUCUAACAAUUUCCCAUCAAGAUUAGCCUGUCAGAGGAGAUGUGCAAAACAUGUUUGCACAUCUCUGCCUGAUAAGCACAAAUGUAAGGCUACCGGAAAGCUACCCGAUCACAUUUAUGGGGAUGUCUUUUACAACUCUAAGGUUGGGAAGUGUCGUAAAAUUGGGGUCAGUAAGUGCACGACAACAGCUCAUGCAAACUUAUUUGAAUCUUUGGAUGAGUGUAAUGGUGUAUGUCAUGUAUGCACAUUGAAGCCAGUUUUGGGAUCGUGCAACCAUACAUUUAUGGGUGAUAAAUUUGACACACGGAAAGCACUAAGAGAAUAUUGGUACUUUGAUACGGUUGAGCUGAGCUGCAAACGAUCACUUGACAACAGGUGUCUACUAAAUGCCAACUCAUUCAACACGGAAGACAAUUGUUUGAAAAAAUGUGUCAACAAGAAAGUGUGCUACAAAGACGGAUCGGUGUAUGCGCAUGGAGAGGGUUACGAGGACGGUGAUGAGAUAUGUACUUGUGCACGGGUUGGUCGAACAUUGAAAGCCUACAACAGUUUAGGGAAGAUUUUUUGUCAAAAUAAGGCAAAUGGUUCUCCUUAGAAAAAUGCAAUUUCGUAUUUGACUUGACCCUAUUUUAAAAAUUACAUGACGGGGUUUUAUAUAUUCUGGUUUGCUCUUAAACCUUUGUCCACAAACAUUGUAUAUUUGACAUGAAUGAAGUCUCGUAAAUUCUAUAUAUUUGAACUACUUGCAAAAUAUUGAACAAAAAGAGAUUUCGUAUUUAGCACUUAUAGCGUGUUUAUAAACCUCUUAUAAAUGUUUAACACGAGGAUUGGCUCCUAGGAUCGCAACUCGAUAUUUUCG